Molecule: messenger RNA, 1733 nt
Organism: Exophiala oligosperma
Lineage: Eukaryota; Fungi; Ascomycota; Eurotiomycetes; Chaetothyriales; Herpotrichiellaceae
Exons: 1
Coding region: 244-1158 (304 amino acids)
Source: RefSeq, a predicted model, not a curated record
GGGUCCUUUAGCAAAAGUACGUCACAGUUUUUUGUCCGAGGAGUGACUUUUCUCCAAGUUAAACUAGGUAAAGAAUAAGUCUCGAGAGAGAAAUUUAUACGUGUAUAUGACUUUGAGCGUUCGGCUUCAUACGACAUCCCUCUGUGCGCCUGACGAUAAAUCACAAUCACACAAUAAAGCGACAACAAGCCAACCAACACAAACUAGGUCACGCCUGUUGAAAGAUUUCAGCAAACACAGAAAAUGGCUGAUACAAAUCUUACCGAGACAUUCACCUACUCUACCGAGACACACAGCUUCAACAUUCGCUGGACGUCACUGGGCGACUCAACCUCACCACCUCUAAUCUUUGUCCACGGCACACCCUGGUCUUCCCGCGUGUGGCACGACUACGCACAGUCUUUCGCCAGAUAUUUUCACGUGUACUUAUUCGACAACCCUGGUUUCGGGGAGAGCCCCCUCGGCCAACCUCUCCCGGGCAAGCAGGACCAAAUCACCGACAAGAUCGCCCUCGACGCGGACCUCAAGCAGCAGUCGGAAGCCUUUGCCGCCUUGUUCAAACACUGGGCACGAGAUUGGUCUCCCAACAACAAAGCACAUGUCAUCGCACAUGACCACGGUGGUCUCAUGAGUCUGCGCGCCAACAUCCUGCACGGUUGUGACUAUGCGAGUCUGUGUCUCAUCGACGUGGUGGCGAUCGGACCGUUCGGCCAACCGUUGUUCAAGUUGGUCGCGCAGCACCAAGACGUCUUCAAUGCCCUGACGGGGCCGGUGUUUGAGGGUGUGGUCGAGUCUUAUAUCCGUGACGCGGCUCACAAAGAACUAAAUCCAGAGACGAUGGACAUGCUGAAGAAACCGUGGGUGUCAACCGAACAGGGCAAAAUGGGCUUCGUCAGACAGAUGGAGCAGGCCAACAGCCGGAGCACGGCCGAGGUCGAAGGGAAAUACCCUGGAGUGGGGAGAAGGAUGCCGGUGAAGAUCAUCUGGGGAAAAGAGGACAAAUGGAUCCCCUUUGAUACGGCGGAGAAGUUGAAGGAGAAGCUAAACGCAAAGGAUGCAGUUCUCAUUGACGGAGCCGGACAUUUAAUCAUGUAUGAUCAACCAGGAAAGUUGGGCGUCGAGCUCGGCUGGUGGUUGAGCGAUGUGACCCAUUCGUAAAAGGUUGGAAUCCUUUUCUUCAUUUGGCAUUUCUUGGGGACUGCUCCGUAUAAUGUUUCUGCGAUAGAUAGCUUCGUUUUCAUUUCGAAGCGCCGGUAUUCUUGUCACACCCCAGCAAUGACUCAGGGUCAUAUACUCCGCUUCUUCUGGAAGACUAGACCCAUCUACUAUCUUCAGUAGUGGAUGUGAGGAUGUUUGAGACUGUAUGUUGAUGAGCUUUGAGGGCUUCCGUAAUGGCAAAUAAGAUACCGCUUGGCAUUCGGUGUGUGACCCCCUACACUGGCGGACCCAUGCAUCAACCUCGGGUAAUGUACGCUUUUGAACGUCGGAAAGGAUGCUUUCGGGGGCUUCAGAACCAGCGUAUGCUCGAAGUCAACUCUCUUGAAAGCGCAUCAAAUGCUUUCCAAACUUACCAAGGAUCGGAAUCAAGUAGAGAGAAAUCCAGCAAGGACGGAUCCCUUUCUUGGAAACAUCUCCGUCGAGGAAGUAUAACACGUCUAGGCGUAAGGGACCAGAAGAAUCUUCGCUUUCUCUGUGUGGCAGGAUUGUAGCAAUACCAAACAUCUUCUGUGGAU